Haplochromis burtoni (Burton's mouthbrooder) is the source of this 4771-nucleotide messenger RNA. Its product is annotated as golgin subfamily A member 6-like protein 22. NCBI's taxonomy places the organism in Eukaryota, Metazoa, Chordata, Actinopteri, Cichliformes, Cichlidae. The record is from RefSeq and is a predicted model, not a curated record. The transcript is spliced from 2 exons. Bases 144 to 2021 code for a protein of 625 amino acids. Gene Ontology annotation, molecular function: GTP binding.
CAUUCAAGUGUAUCUCCCUCUGUGAUCCUGAGGGUGUCCAUGCCUUCAUCCUGGUCCUACCUGUGGAUUGUUUGAGAGACGAAGACAAGGGAGAGUUAGAGACCAUCCAGGACACAUUCAGCUCUCGAGUCAAUGACUUCACCAUGAUUCUGUUCACUGUGGACUCAGAUCCUACAGAUCCAGCUGUUGAAAAUAUAUUAAGUAUAGACAAAGACAUCCAGAAGCUUCUUCAGACGUUCAGACAAAGACAUGUGGUUCUCAACAUCAAAGACAAACAGCAGAUUACAAAGAUGUUUGAGGUUGUGGACAAAAUUAGUGAUGCCACAAACAAACCACACUGUUAUACAAAGACAACAUUUCUACAUGCACAGAUGGACAAAGUCUUACAACAAGAUAAAUCCAUACAGAUGCAACAUGAUGAACUUGAGAAGCUGAAGACGAACAUGAUGACUUGUGAUGAAGUUGAAGGAAAAGAGUCAGACUGUCUCAGGAUUGUGCUGAUUGGGAAGACCGGCUGUGGAAAGAGCUCUACAGGAAAUACGAUUUUAGGAAACGACAAGUUUAUAGCUGCAUCAAGUCAAAUAUCAGUCACACAAUAUUGUAAGAAGGCAGAGGGCGAGGUGGACGGUCGUCCUGUUGUUGUGGUCGACACUCCUGGUCUGUUUGACACAAGUUUGUCCAAUGAUGAAGUUCGGGAGGAGUUGGUGAAAUGUAUCAGCCAGCUGGCUCCAGGACCGCAUGUCUUCUUGGUGGUGAUAGGGGUUGGUAGAUUCACAGCAGAGGAGAGAGAAACGAUCAGGCUCACUAAAAGAUUCUUUGGGAAGAACUCAGAAAAGUUCACCAUCGUUCUUUUCACCAGAGGAGACGAUCUGGAGCGUCAGGGAGAGUCUAUUGAUGAUUACAUCAAGAACAAAUGUCAUGAUUCCUUUAAGAAGCUGAUCUCUGACUGUGGAGGACGAUACCAUGUGUUCAAUAACUCUGACAAGCAAAACCGCACACAAGUCAGUGAGCUGAUAGCAAAGAUUGACACCAUGGUGAAGGACAAUGGAGGAAGCUUCUACACCAACGAGAUGCUGCAAGAGGCUGAAACUGCGAUAAGGAAGGAAAUGCAGAACAUUUUAAAGGAGAAGGAAGACGAGAUGCAGAAGGAAAAGGAAGAGAUUGAAAGAAAACAUAAGCAAGAAAUGAAAGCAAUGAAAAGAAGAAUGGCAGAAGAGAGAGAAAAAAUAGAAAACGAGAGAAAACAGAAAGCUGAAGAACUCGAGGAAAUGAAGAACAAAAUUGAGGAAGAACAAGAGAAGAAAAAAAAAGAAGAAGAAAUGAGAGAAAAGGAGGAAAAGGAAAAGGACACUGGAGAAGAAAGAUAUCGACAACAAUUCAAAGAAGAACUUGAAAAGUUGGACAGACAAAUUCAUUUGGAAAAAGAGGCAAAGGAAAGUGUCGACAGACAGCUGGAAGAGACCAGAGAAGAGAUGCAACGAAAACAAGAAGCCUGGGAGAAAGAACGAAGAGAAGAGCGAGAGAAACAAAGACAAGAAGAUGAAAAGAGACGACAGGAGGAGGAAGAAAGAAUCGACAAACUGCUGGAAAGUUACAAACAAGAAAAAAUAAAAUACGAAAACAACAAAUUACAAGAGGAACAAAUAAGAAGAGAAAUGGAAAUAACAGAGAACAAUCAUCAGAAAACACUGGAGGACCUAAAGAAGAGCUAUGAAAGAAAAGCCAGACAGAAAGCAGAAGAGUUCAACGAAUCCCAAAAGAAACACAUGGAUGAAUUAAAUGCUCAGCGGGAAGAACACGUGAAGGAAAUGAACGACUUAGUGAAACGUGUGACCAAGAAGAGCGAAAACCUGAGAAAGAUCAAAUAUCUAGUGGAAAAACAUGAAAAACAAAUGAGGGAUGCAAAAACUGAGGAGGACAAGGAAGAACUACAGGAAGAACAUGAACAACAAUUAAGUGAAUUGAUGCAAAAAAUCUUAAGUAAGGAGGUCAGUGACGCGUCAGGCUGCAGCAUUUUGUGACGAGAAAUGAAUGAUUUCAGUUGUUUUUCUUUCAUUUGUACUGGGAAAAAACGUUAAAGAAGCACCGAUUUGUUGUUCUGCAUGUUUUAAAUGUUUGGGAUUUCCUCACAACAGCAAAUAAUUCUGACUGGGUGUCAUCGAACCUGCCUUAAACACAGUGUCGGACUCCAGUCUCACCAUUAAACCACAAGUCACUAUCCCAACAUUACCAAAGCUUCUGACUGGUUAAACUAACUCCAAAGACUGAAUAGGUAUUCGUUACUAAAAGACUCACGUGGAACCAGCAUGUUCCACUCUGUCUCAGCUCAUUAAUCUGCCACCUGGCAGAGUGGAAGCUAUGGUCAGUGUUUUUCCAGCAAAUAAAUGUUUUUAUCAUAAUUUACUUCAAAAUAGAAACAGAGUAUAAGUUGCAAUGAUGCAGGAAAAAGAAAUUAUUUUCAAAUAAGUAAAGAACAGAACAGUUAUCAGUGUGACUUUGUCAUUCUAAUGUUAUCAUUGUGUGUAUGUUUGUGUGGGUGGGGGUAUUAAAUGUUUGAUCACAAAGAAAGACGACACACAUUUGGUGAUCAGGUACCUUUAUUCUUGUCUUUUUUUGAAGUUAUGAAUCAAAUAAUUUUUCCUGGGCUGAGCUCUUUAAGUACCAGGAUGUUCAUUUAAGUUGUUAGUUUUGCUCUGUACUGCACUGUAAGUUGAAUCAGUCAUUUUAAUCUUUUCUGAUUUGUUGUUUUCUGUAAUGUUUGGUAAAAAUCUGGAGAGUGUGUGAUUUGAUUUCUUGUAUUUUAUUGGGAAUAGUUCUAUUUUUAUUGUGUUUAUUUGUUUUGGGUUUUUUCAUACAUGUUGUGUAAUCAGUAAUUAUCGAGUUUUAUUAUAAAAUCUCUCAUUAUUUUUUAUUAAAUAGUCAGGUAUAUGACCGUAAAGUUUAGAUAUUAUUUAUGCCUCUGCAAUAUCUAAUUAUAACAACAUUUACUCAAUUAUCAUUGAACAUAAUCAGAUACAGUAGAUAAUAUUUGACUUUAUUUUGAUAAAUGUCAAAUAUAAAUUCUUUGCUUCAUAAUUAGUGACAUAACGAAGAAUAACAGUAUUUUAUGCAUCUGUUGAUUUUCCAAAUACUGAGUGUUUCCCUGUGAUUCGUGUGGAUGGUACUUAAAUGAUGAAACAAAGCAUCUUCAUUCAAAUUUUGAUUUCAUGUUUUCUUUAAUUUCAUUGAAGAUCUUGUCAAAUCAAACUGAUCUUCCCAAUCCCCACACCCACUCUGACACAUGUGUUUUGCAGCAGUUUAAUUUCUGUCUGUCAGCAGCAUUAGCAUGGAACGUAGUGCAUUGCAGUUAUCACAGAUCCAUAAAACUUUCGAAUUUGUAACUGGUGCUAUGGACUUGGUGGGAAAUGUGCUUUCUGAGUGGAUUUUUUUUUUCUUUUUUUGAACAGUUACAAAGCGAGUUUAAGACCUAAAAUAAUUCGAAAUUGUUUGAAUGUGUAGCUACAUUUGCAGCCUGAUGCUCUCAGUAAUCAGCCUCAGUUUCUACAGUAAUGAUUCAACUCAGCACUAAAUGCGUGAGCAGCUCUCCACUUAGUCUAUGCUGGCAGUAGUGCUAGAUGGUCACAUAGAGGAAGCAUUAAGGCUAUGAGCUGUUCAAUAGCAAGUUCUAUAUAACACAUAGAGGUGGUGCAGGAAUAUCAAUAUAAACACUGACAUUGACUUGAGCAUGAUAUUUUAAAUCUUUUUGAAACUAUAAUUUCAUUCAGUGUCUUGAUCUUCAUCAUAUUUAUGUGAGUCUUUGAUUAUUGCCAAAGUCCUUCUAGCAGCAAACCCCGCCACUUAGCAACCAUCUUUAAUCACCCCUGAACAAUUUUUUAAAAUAUCAAAAUCUAUUUAAACACCAGGAUGUUAAAUCUGCAAAUGCAUUUCUCCCUUUAAAGUUCUACUUCUACCAGCUUUGCCAUUCUUCCAUACAUUUCAAUUAAGAAUUUUUUUAGUGCCGUAUUUCUGUCAGGAACCAGACGAGCUAUAUUGAGAAACCAGUUGUGAUAUUCCUGCUGCUGUAAAGAUCAGUGAGUCCAUUUAAACCUAAAAAAAAGAAAGAAUUCAUCAGAUAAUCAUUGCAAUUGUUCAAUGAAACAAGCCGUAAAAAUAGUGACUGUUCAUUAAAGAUCAAACACUGAGUUACAAUAAUUCACUCAUUCUGUCAUUUACUGAACAGAAACAGUGAGCAGUUACAUGUGUGCUGCAUUAGGCCCAAUCAUACUGAAAGAAAUAAUUCUUACAGACUGCUGAAUACUUGAUUUCUUGGCUAUGACCAUUUGUGCUGUGACACCUUUGUUAGGUAUUUGUAUAGCAAUGACGAGGCUGGACAAUGAGGAAGGCCAAAAAUGGAUUCCUUCAUUGGUGUAUUAUAAUAUGAAACUUAACUCCCUUUGCAUGUUUAACCUGAUAACAGGUUGACCCUCCCCCAAUUCAAUUAUCAUUGCACUCUUUCUAUCCUCACCUCUGCUUACACUAUAGUCGGGAAUAUAUUCCAUUUAAGUCAUUGACUUUCAAAAAAUGCUCUAAAACUCUCUUGAUUUAGAGAGUUGCUCUUAAUUUGAGGAUAGAACUAAUUCACUGUUAUCUCUCAAAUGACUCUGUAUAUAUUCACUAAAUAUAUAUAAUGUUCUCUCCCUUUUGUACAGUUGAGGAGCGUGUCAGGGUACAUUUCACUGCUUGUUAUACUUGUAUAACUAUGCAAGUGACAAAUAAAGAAUCUUGAAUAUGA